Messenger RNA from Orbilia oligospora ATCC 24927, 531 nucleotides. RefSeq lists its product as uncharacterized. The transcript has 2 exons. Bases 1 to 531 code for a protein of 176 amino acids. The record is from RefSeq and is a predicted model, not a curated record. Lineage: Eukaryota; Fungi; Ascomycota; Orbiliomycetes; Orbiliales; Orbiliaceae.
AUGAAGUUUUUCUCUACUGUCCUUGCGGCACUAUUGUGCCUUACCACAUCUGUCUCUGCUAUCAAGAACACUACCAGGCAGUUCCACCUCAGGACGAAGCUCCUUGGGCCUACCUAUGAACGAGCCAAAUUCAAUAACCUCUUUGUCUACUCCUACCACACCGGCGCUGGCCUUUCAGACGCUUGCUUCGACGUCGCCCCAAUCCCCAAUGGUAAUGGCAUAGCCUUCCUCAACAAAACCGGUAGCAACAUAAUCUUCAACCUUUCCAAGGACUUCCCAUGGGGACUGUCCCGUACCUUUGAUACGCGCUACAAUCAAUGGGAGUCUGUAACUAUUGACGCAGGGGAGGGAGAAAGUGGGUACAAGUUCAAUGGUAGUGGAUUGGUUAGACCUGGGGAUAGUUCUUUUGGGGGUUGGUUGGUAUGUGAUUGGGCUCAUGCUACGCCGCAGUUGUUUUGGAGGUAUGCGUAUUACUCGAAGAACUUGCCUAGGAGUUGUGCGAAUGUGGAAUUGCAUCCGGUGUAUCUCUGA